Messenger RNA from Acaulospora colombiana, 436 nucleotides. NCBI's taxonomy places the organism in Eukaryota, Fungi, Glomeromycota, Glomeromycetes, Diversisporales, Acaulosporaceae. The record is from the annotation of a GenBank genome assembly.
GGCGCAAACUACCACCACCACGCCGACCUUGAAGACAUUGACCGCUGGCUCGAAGGUACACAUUCCACCUCUAAAUUUGCCGUUGAUAAAAGCGUUUCUGGUGCAUUUUGAUGCUGUUGCUGACUUGAUGAAUGGUUUUACCAUGAAUUUUUUGCUGGGGACCGUGUCUAGAACGAUCCUGGAAAUGCGCGAUGCAAUUAAUCGGGAGGCUGAGGAGAAUGGCUCGGCGGACAUUGAGCAGAACCCCGAGGGCCAAGAGCUGGAUAUGGCAGCAUUGGAGGAGUCCCAGGCGGCGCUUGCUGACCACGUUGCAUUAGGGGAUCUAAGGAAUAAAAAUGAGAGAAAAAAAGAGGCAGGAGGUGGUAAAACGUUAGGGUAUAAUGAUCUGAAGGAAGAAGAAAACAAGGUGAUGAAGAGCUCAGGUCCAAGGAGUUGA